Molecule: messenger RNA, 2322 nt
Organism: Zonotrichia albicollis (white-throated sparrow)
Lineage: Eukaryota; Metazoa; Chordata; Aves; Passeriformes; Passerellidae
Gene: LAPTM5
Product: lysosomal protein transmembrane 5
Cellular component (GO): lysosomal membrane
Source: RefSeq, a predicted model, not a curated record
CAGAGAGCAGGAAGGAAGCCGAGCUGCUCUCACUUCGUGUUCCGUGGGGCAGCUGCAAAUCCAACCUCAUUAUCUCAGGAGCGCCCAGAGGGACCCGAAAAUGAGCCCCCAAACCCCCCCUGAGCCCCCCAAAUGCUGCUGCUUCAACAUCAAGACAGCAACAGUGGCCCUGGGGAUCUUCCACAUGGUCAUGAGCAUCCUGCUGCUGAUCGAGUAUUCCCUGGAGGUGGCCAACGGGAAGGGCUUCUGCAAAGACCUGGAGAAGGAUUACUACAGAAUUGCUGAUAUCACCACCAGUUUCCUGCUGAUCCUCAUGUUGUUUGUCAUCAGCUUCCAUCUCCUGUUCGGGGUGCUCAAGAUGAAGGAGCGGUUCCUGAUCCCCUUCCUGGCUUUGCAAGUCAUCGAUUUCCUCCUGAGCCUCCUGACCAUGUUCAGCUCCUACAUCCAGGUGCCAGCGAUCAUCUCCGUGUCCUCCCUGGGCCACACGCAGGGCCACUCCAGGACUCCCCUGCUGGCGCUGCAGCUGCUGGACUUCUGCCUGAGCAUCCUCACCCUGUGCAGCUCCUACAUGGAGGUGCCCACCUUCCUCAGCCUCAAGCCUGUGGAGAGUGGGGGCUCUCUGCCAGCCCUGCAGAAGCUGCCAGCAGGGGAAUAUGUCAAAGUGAUGAUCACCUUCACCAUCGCCUUCGUGGCUGUGCUCGUCCUCAAGGCCUACAUGUUCAAGUGUGUCCUGAGCUGCUUCAAGUUCAUCAAAGCCAGCAGGAGGGAGGAGGUGAAAGUGGAGCCACACGCAGUGGAAAAGGUCGUGCUGCCAUCCUAUGAGGAAGCCCUGGAAUUGCCUUCCAAGGAUUGUCCCCCUCCCUACGUGGCCAUCUGAGCCCAGCCUGGGGGAGCUGACCCUGGGUGCUGCUGGUGCCUUUCCCAGCAGAGCCCCAGUGCUCACCCAGAGCAGUUCCCAGCCUUCUCCAGCCACAUCCUGCCAGGGAACUGCUGGAGUCUUGCCCUGCUGUGGCACCCCAAUUUCCUGACCCUGGCACCCCAAAUUCCUGACUCUGGCAUUCCAAAUUCCUGAUCCUGGUACCCCAAUUUCCUGACUCUGGCACCCCAAAUUCCUGACUCUGGCACCCCAAAUUCCCGAUCCUGGUACCCCAAUUUCCUGACUCUGUCACCUUGAUUUCCUGACUCUGGCACCUCAGUUUCCUGGUUCUGGCACCCCAAAUUCCUGACUCUGUCACCUCCACUUCCUGACUUUGGCGCCUCAAUUUCCUGACUCUGGCACCCAAAUUCCUGACUCUGGAACCCCAAGUUCCUGACUCUGGCACCUCAAUUUUCUGGUUCUGGCACCUCCAUUUCCUGACUCUGGCGCCUGCAUUUCCUGACUUUGGCUCCCCAGAUUCCUGACUCUGGCAUCUGCAUUUCCUGGUUCUGGCACCUCAAUUUCCCAACCCUGCCACCCCAAGUUCCUGACCCUGGCACCUCCAUUUCCUGACUCUGACACCCCAAGUUCCUGACAAUAGCACCCCAGUUUCCUGGCUCCGGCAUCCCAAAUUCCUGGCUCUGGCACCUCAAUUUCCUGGUUCUGGGACUUUAAUUUCCUGACUCUGGCACUUCAAUUUCAUUACUUUGGCACCCCAAGCUCCUGACUCAGGCACCCCAAGUUUCUGAUUCUGGUACCUCAUUUUCCUGAAUCUGCAACUCAAAUUUCCUGGCUCUGGUAUCCCAAAUUCCUGACUCUGGCACUUCAAUUUCCUGGUUCUGUCACCUUAAUUUCCUGACUCUGGCACUUCAAUUUCCAUACUCUGGCACCCCAAGUUCCUGACUCUGGCUCUGGUUGCCAUCCCUGGAAUCUGGGAUUUGACUGCUGUGGGUGCAGGGCUGGCCUGAGCCCUGCCAGUUUUGCCCUGUGCCAGGGUGGUUCUCCUCUGGCUCAGCAGGGAGACCUUUAAGAAUUGGGAUUAAGGGAUGGUGCUGGUUUAGGGCAAUUUUGGGAGAAAAACUUCUAAAGGGAUUUCUUCUAGAAAAACAAAUUCAAGUGGUUCCUCCCCUAACUGGUUUGGGAAAAAGAUUUCCUUGUAGAAAAAUGGAAACAACUGUUUAUUUAAUAGGCAAAGCAUUCAACAGCACAAAAAAUGAACAAUAUUAAACAACAAAACCUCUUGCCACUCCAAAAGAGAUGACAAACUCAGAAAAGUCCCUUUGGUGGGCUGUAGCUUGGCUCACUCAGCGUCUUAGCAGUCCCUCUGGCCAAAAUGGAAAAUGGAAAUGUUCCAUGGAAAUGGAAAUGUUUCCAUGGGACGUGGAAGGAAAAUGGAAAUGUUUCCA